AUGUGUAGCAGUAUGGGAAAACCAACUCUUUUCUUUGAGCUCGCACUUAUCAUGUUCCUCCUAAAAAGAAUCAAUGCGACAGACAGAGUUUUAACUUGCGGAUUCAUCAAUGGUCUUACAGCUGAGUUUGACGCAGUAAACUCAGUCUUCAGUCAUGUCUCUAGCUCGGGAAUUAUUUCGGUGGUAUUGAAAGAAUUCAACAAUUCAGAGGCUGUGAACCUAUUCAGCCACGCUUCAAACGUCAUUGCGCUUAUCGAGGGAAGUGCAGCGACGACACCCACUUGCGCACUCUCAACGGUGACAGGCAUUCCUCUUAUCCGUCUCCAUGGUAACAACAGACGUUUAAACCAAUGUGACCAGGCAAUCUUGAUGUCAGCAGGAUAUAAAGACUAUGCCCAUGCCACAAUUGAUAUACUGAACACCUUCGCAUGGAAAAAUAUUGUGGUGGUCUAUGAAGAAAGUCGAGUGCACGAGGCUGGCUAUUUACACGCCGUAUCGCAGAAAUCACAACUGAAGUUUGAUUUAGUUCAGUUUUCUGAACACGGAAAAAUUGAGGAACGAACAGAACCAGCAGACAGAGCGAUGGAACAAGUACAGAAAUUUGAUGCUCAAGUUAUUGUUCUUUACAUGGAAAACAAAAACAUUAAGCUGAUGCUGCAAAAGGAACUGGUUGCUGUUGGUUACGACGCAGUCCAGAUUAUCCAAAAAGCAGGAAACUCAGAGCCUUGUUUGUCUAUCAAUGGGUCCGUAUUUGGCUCCAAAGAUGCGAACGCAAUGUUAACAUGCAUAAGAAAGGUCAUUCUUCAUGGUGUGACAGGACUUCUUCAAUUUAAUGAGAAUGGUGAAAGGGUGGGAGUUCAACUGGAAAUCUUAAAUCUGCGUAACAAUUCCUUCAAGAAGGACGCUCCAUUCGCUAUGAAAAGGAGAAAGGAAGAUGGCGAAGUUUUCUACGAAGGGUACUGUAUUGAUCUUCUAAUUGAGCUUGCAGGAAAACUGAAAUUUACCUAUGAGCUUUACACUUCCCCUGACGGGAAGUAUGGAGCUGAAAAUGAGAACGGAACUUGGAAUGGAGUCAUCAAUGAGAUUUUAAAUGAGCGAGCGGAUAUGGCGAUUCCCGCACUCACUAUAACUGAAAGGCGAGAGAAAGUCGUGGAUUUCAGCUUCCCCUUUAUGCACUUCACUACAGAUAUAUUAUUGAGGAAGCCAUCGUUCAAAGAAAAAAUUGACCUUUCGCAGUUUAUGGCUCCGUUUGAUAAUCAAGUUUGGUUCGCUACCUCGGCCACCUUGAUAAUCAUCUCCGUUGCUGUGUUUGUAUUAAACUUCUACAGUCCUUAUGGAUAUAAAGAUGAUAAUGACCGAGGCACAUCAAAAGAGUUCAGCUUCUUCAACAGUGUGUGGUUUGCUUUAGCUUGUAUGCUGCAACAGGGGGGAGAUAAUACACCAAAGAGCCUAUCAGGUCGGAUACUUGUUGGUUGUUAUUGGUUCUGCAUAUUGAUCUGGGUCUCGACGUACACUGCCAACCUGGCAGCUUUUUUCACUGUAAAAAAGGCCGAGCAUCCAAUAAAUAACAUUGAAGACCUUGUGAAAUCGUCUUAUUCGGUAGCAGUGCUUGAUUCAUCUAGUACCUCAGAGUGCUUAAAGCUCAGUGGCUACGAAACGCACAAAAAGAUCUGGCGAAAAAUAGAAUCGGAAGGUACUCUUGCUGAUAAUGUAACACAGGGUGUUGAGUGGGUGAGAGAAAAAGAGGAUUUUGCGCUCAUAACCGAGGGGCCGUUACUCAAAGAAAUUGCUGGCAAGCCACCGUGCGAUUUAACAGUUGUACCAGGUUUCAGCAUGACUAAAGGACACGCACUGGCCUUUCACGCCAACGAUCCCCAUGUGAAUGAAUUCAGUCUUGCUAUUUUGCGUUUACAAGAAAACGAUUUCCUCGCUAACUUGAAACGGAUAUGGUGGGGAAGCAGAAACGACUGUCCAGUUGAAGAAGAAACAUGUUUUAUCUACUUUGGCUUACGAGACUUCCGCCUAACCGUUCUAUAA
Stylophora pistillata is the source of this 2037-nucleotide messenger RNA. Its product is annotated as glutamate receptor ionotropic, kainate 2. Gene Ontology annotation, cellular component: membrane. The record is from RefSeq and is a predicted model, not a curated record. Gene Ontology annotation, biological process: monoatomic ion transport. Gene Ontology annotation, molecular function: protein binding; signaling receptor activity; ligand-gated monoatomic ion channel activity. NCBI's taxonomy places the organism in Eukaryota, Metazoa, Cnidaria, Anthozoa, Scleractinia, Pocilloporidae.